AUGCAAGGCGCUCGCAAGGCUCGUAUACGGGUGAUGAACGGUGGUCGACCGGUGGCUGUGAACACUGAGUCACAAUCACAAUCCCAAUCCCAAUCGAGGCGAAGCGAUCACACGCCUCGUGUACGAACGGUCCCAUAUUUGGUUCUGACGAAGUACUCCAAGGAGUCUAGGUUUAACCUGGACCAAGAUGCGAAGGAGGUCUUGUCUGAGGCUGGGCAUGAAACGGGCACGGUUCUGAGGAAGGUCUUGUCUGAGGAUACCUAUAGAAUGGACCUGGAUGCGAGGAAGGCCUCGUCUGAGUCUAGGCGUGAACCGGACCUGGUUCGGAGGAAGCAUUUGUCUAUGUCCACGCAUGAACAGGACCUGGUUUCGGAGCAGGUCUUGUCUCAGGAACCGGACCUGGUUCUGAAAAAGAUCUCGUCUGAGGAUAAUUAUAAGUUGGACCGGGUUGCGAGGAAGGCCUCGUCUGAGUCUAGGCGUGAACGGAAACUGGUUCGGAGGAAGCAUUUGUCUAUGUCCACGCACGAACAGGACCUGGUUUCGGAGCAGGUCUUGUCUCAGGAACCGGACCUGGUUCUGAAAAAGAUCUCGUCUGAGGAUAAUUAUAAGUUGGACCGGGUUCGGAGGAAGAAGGCCUUGUUUGAGUCUAAGCGUGAACGGAAACUGGUUCGGAAGAAGGCCUUGUCUGAGUCUAGGCGUAAACGGAACCUGGCUCGGUGGAAGCACUCGUCUAAAACUACGCACAGGCCGGACCGGGUUCCGAGGAGGGUCUUGUCUAACGAAUCGGACCUGGUUUCGAGGAGGGUCUUGUCUAACAGACCAGACUCGGUUCCGAGGAUAUACUUGUCUGAGCCUAAGGCGUCAGCUAUCGAUUAUGUGGCCAAAGGGAAUAAAAAAACUCGUUUGAUACGCAAAGCUGGCCCCCCCUUAGGCAAGGGUUCAACAAACAAAGAUGAAGUUUUCCUUGAAGCAUUGACACCCUUGCUGGACGAGUCCAGAGACCUUCCUACGUCAAAAUUGCCAAAUCCCACUAGAGAGAUUGGGGCGUCAACUUCAAGCACCCUCUUAUCUCCUCAGGAUCGCUUGAUUCGACAGUUUGCUUUAGGUAGGAGCCAGAUGUCGAAUCGUCAGAGCAUGAAGUCAUCGAAAACACCGUUCUCGACCAGGACUCCUAAGGCCCCAAACAGGCACUAUGGUACUGCAACUAGUCAGGCUCCCCGGGCUGAUGCCCCGAUCGACCCCACCGUUAUUGGAACGAAUCCAGAUGGGCUCUUCAAACACAACUCUGGAGGCAUCCGAGAGGCGCUCAGAUUGUGGCAGGAGCAACACGACAUUACUUUGGCUGAUACGUCAGGUCGGCCUCCCUCAAGUACGCUUAGCGACACCCAGAACCUAUUCACCCAGUCAGGCGAAGACGAGAGCUUUACCGCCAUUGCCUCGGACGAGAAAAUGGAAGAUGAUGACGACGUAGACUUCGGAUCUGAAGAGCGAAUUCCGGACAUCUUCGCUCAUCAAGUCUUUCUUCGACGAGGUGAUCUAGUCGAACUAGUAACGGCCUCGGAGCCAGUCUUGGCCAUCUUUGUUCGAAACGUGGCCGACCAGUGCCAAUUCUACACUAUUCGAGGUGAAUGGGUCAACCGAGAGUCAGGGGUCGCACGGUGGGGAGUCUCGCGGUUUGUGGAUCCGGAUGAUUUGAAUGAAAUUCUUCCGUAUCUCCCCUCUGAGGAGGUUGCCGAGGAGAAGAUGAAUCGUCUCCAACCCGUUGAUGUCCAUGCUCCCCGAGGUGCUGGAGCUAAGGUCAUAGAGCAGAUGUCGCUCUUCCACCAGACCGCCGACGCUGUGUUCAGAAAGCAUGCCGAUAGAAUCAACCGCCUUUACGAGAUUAUUGCUCCCUCUGAAGCCUUCGCAGAUCGAACAUAUAUGUCGCUCAAAGAUAUUGCCCUGAAGGUCUUGAUGAAACAAGACCCUUCCGAACUUACUCAACCGAUGAUGUGGACCAUUCAUAGAGCUAUAAGCCAAUGUCAGAAUAUUACGUGGGAUUUCUUGAACUACCGUCAGAAUCCGGUAUACGAGAUUUAUCCUCAGCAAGGCUUGAAGUACAUUUCUCAAGUCAGACAGUGGGUUCGUGAGUAUCAAGAAGCGAUAAUCCAAGACACAACCAAUGAAUCGAUGUCCAGCAUUGAUUCCACCUUGAUGGCGACAACGCGUUCGCUCAAUCCAAUUGCAACGUUCGUCAAGAAAGCUCGAGCUGCUAUACAGCAAAGCCGACAGACAAGACCUCUUUCAAAAUCGGGUUUGAUUGGUCCAAGCUCGAUAAGAAUAGACAUCGACAAGGGGUUUGGGGGCAAACCUUAUAUAGAGAAAGAUAUGCAAGAAUUCGACGAUAAUGAGAAAAUCAUAAUUCAUUAUCUUGACGUGUGGGCGACGUCGUCAUACGUCAAUACUUAUACAUACCUGGCAUCUUUGGGUCCCAUGAUCCUUCGUGCCAUAGGAAUGUAUGGAGGUUUUGAGCUGAAUGAAUCCAGGGGGUUCACUCUACUUCAGGAAUUAGGCGUCGUUACGCCGUGGGAGAACAGGACCGUGUACAAUAUCAGAAACCUGAAACUUCCUGGGCACGAUGGUGGCUCCGGAGAGGCAAGCCGAUUAUUGCUCGAUGCUCGUAAAGAGGCCAGGAUGUUUAAGUCGAGGGAUUCCAUGGAGGGCUUGAGAAGGGACUGGGGUGACAUGCCGGUUUUCUGCAUCGACAGUGCGGAGACUCUGGAACGUGACGAUGGAAUUUCUUUGGAGCGUGUUGAUGGUGACCCAUCUGCGCAUUGGGUGCAUGUCCACGUCGCCAACCCAUCUGCUUUCAUCACUCCUGACUCUGCCAUGGCAAAGCACGCUGCGUCGCUUGCAGAAUCGGUCUACUUCCCAGAAAGGAAGUACCCUAUGCUGAACCCGAAGGUGACAUAUGACCAACUCAGUCUUGCAAAUGAUCGGCCUUGCAUCACUUUUAGCGCAAAGUUCUCGGCAGAUGGUGACAUGCUCGAGAAGAAGGUUACACCCGGGAUCGUACGCAACGUCCAUUAUCUUACGCCUCAAAUGGUGGGCCAGGGCCUCGGCUUGGCAGAGACCGACGAAGAGUUGGAGACUGUGUCAAUAUUGACCGUGGGCGGACGCAUGCCUGUUCAGCCUAUCGACGAUUCAAGCCAGACAGCCAAAACGUUGACGGAUCCUGGGCACAUCAACCUACUGCACAAGCUGCUCGAGCUUGGUGAAGCCGCUCGUCACAAGCGAGCCCAGGCUGGAGCCCCGGAAUUCUAUUCAUCAAGCCGCAUAGCACACACGUAUCCGGUAGUCUAUACCUCCAAACACGUAAUGAAGAAAUACUUUAAGAUCAAAGACGAGAAGGUGCGACAAUUCGAAGGCGACCCGAUCAUCACUCUACAAAGGACGACAGAAACCUACGGCCUGGUCGCCAAAAUGGUCUCCGACCUCAUGAUCAUAGCCGGCGACGUCGGCGCCUCCUGGUGCUCCGACCGCAACAUCCCCAUCCCCUACCGAGGCAUCCUCCGCAACCCCGAACCGGCCUCCUCGCCCGAAGUCUUCAAGCGCGAAGUCCUCGACCCCAAAAUCGCCAAAUACGGCCACGCGGAGCAAAGCGACCUCCUCCGCUACAUGCGCCUCGUCGGCCAAGCCCAAGCCUCCGACCGGCCUCUCGAACACCCCACCCUCGGCCUCCCGGCCUACUGCAAAGCCACCUCCCCGCUGCGCCGCUACAUCGACUUGUACGCGCACUGGCAGAUCGAAGCUGCCCUCCGGCACGAAGCCGCCACCGGCACCUCCCUCGUCGGCAGCACUGACGGAUCCUACCUGCCCUUCUCGCGCGCCCAGGUCGAAGAGUACGCGGGCGGCGCGAUCCACCGCGAGAAGAAAAUCAAGCUCGCCAAGACGGCAUCGACCCGCCACUGGAUCUGCCAGGCGCUCUUCCGGGCCUUUUACUUCAACGAAGCGAGUCUGCCCGAGACGUUCGAGGUGACGACGAUUGACGGCCGGGCGCGGCGCGGGCACCAUCCGGGCUGGGCCAGGGUGUGGAACAUCAAGGUGCAGUUGAAGGAUAGUGCCAUCACGCUGAAGGAGGGCGGGUGGAAGGUCGGGGAUGUGUGGGAGGCGAGGCUGAUCGGGGUGGACACUUAUCAUAAGAAGAUUGACAUGGAGCCGGUCAGGUUGAUUGAGAGGGAGGGUGGUGCUUCGAGCAAGAUUUGA
Letharia lupina is the source of this 4245-nucleotide messenger RNA. RefSeq lists its product as uncharacterized. Gene Ontology annotation, cellular component: P-body; exosome (RNase complex). Gene Ontology annotation, molecular function: 3'-5'-RNA exonuclease activity; RNA binding. The coding region runs from base 1 to 4245 and encodes 1414 amino acids. The transcript is spliced from 3 exons. Gene Ontology annotation, biological process: mRNA catabolic process. The record is from RefSeq and is a predicted model, not a curated record. NCBI's taxonomy places the organism in Eukaryota, Fungi, Ascomycota, Lecanoromycetes, Lecanorales, Parmeliaceae.